GGCGGAGCCGGGCUCCUCAGCGGCUGGCUGGCGGAGACCGGGUGGCAGUGAGAGCCCGGCACCCCGCGCGCGACUCGUGAUACGGGGAGGGGGAGCUUCGUGACUGUGCCUUUGCGUUCGUGUGACAGCCCGUGUCCGAGGCGAGGUGGUCUGCUCGCCGGGGGACGCGCUGGGCGGACCACCGCCAUGCCGCUCUAGUCCGAGGCAGGAUGCACGUUCCGAGGCCCAAAUGUCCGUGGUCGUGUCGCGCAGCGGGUAGCGGCUCGGUGCGGGGAGAUGCGUGCUCGGGCGAGGACACGGGGAAGCUGGGAGCCAUCCUUUCUUUGCAAGCUUGGUAUUGAGAGUGUAUUUCUGCUAUUCAAAGACAACUUCACGCCUAUAUAAUGUAAUAGGGAAGGUCCGAAAACCUUAAACAGACACAAGAGUGGAGCCUGUUUAGCAAGAUGAACAUCUCUGGAAGUAAUUGUGGAAGCCCUGGUUCUGCCGAUAUAUCUAAUGACUUUAAGGAACUUUGGACUAAACUAAAAGAAUAUCAUGAUAAAGAAGUACAAGGUUUACAAGUAAAAGUAACCAAACUGAAAAAGGAAAGAAUUUUAGAUGCACAAAGACUAGAAGAAUUCUUUGCCAAAAAUCAACAGCUGAGAGAACAACAGAAAGUCCUUCAGGAAACCAUUAAAGUUUUAGAAGAUCGGUUAAGAGCAGGAUUAUGUGAUCGCUGUGCUGUUACUGAAGAGCAUAUGCGGAAAAAGCAGCAGGAGUUUGAAAACAUCCGACAGCAGAAUCUCAAACUUAUUACCGAGCUUAUGAAUGAAAAGAACACUCUGCAGGAAGAAAAUAAAAAGCUUUCUGAACAACUGCAGCAGAAACUCGAGAAUGAUCAACAGCAUGAAGCAGCUGAGCUUGAAUCUGAGGAAAAUGUUAUUCCAGAUUCACCAAUAACAGCCUUUUCAUUUUCUGGCAUUAACCGGCUACGAAGAAAGGAGAAUCUCCACGUCCGAUACAGGGAGCAAACACAUAAUAAAGCGGAGCUCUCCGCGUGCACUGCUGAAUUAAGAAAAACUUCCAAGCCUUUAUCUCCUCCGCAGCAUAACUCUAAAGAAAAUGAAAUUCUUGUAGCUGACACUUGUGAACAAAGUCAGUCGCCACCAGCCAAAACAUGUGGAACAAGCAAUUAUCGCACUGAUAAAUCAUCUUUUAACUUAGCGACAGUUGUUGCUGAAACACUUGGACUUAGUGUUCAAGAAGAAUCUGAACCUCAGGGUCCUAUGAGCCCUCUUGGUGAUGAACUCUACCACUGUCUGGAAGGAGGUCACAAGAACCAGCCUUUUGAGGACUCUACAAGAACUAGUGAAGGAAGUUUAAGGUCUUCAGAUUCUACUGCCAAGUCUCCUCCCCAGGAAGAAUUAACUACUCGGGUGUCAUCGCCUGUAUUUGGAGCUACCUCUGUUGUAAAAAGUCAUUUGGGCUUGAAUACAAGUUUGUCCCCCUCUCUCUUAGACAUUGGGAAAAAAAACCUUCUGAAAACAGCUCCUUUUAGUAACAUUCCUAUUUCUAGAUCAGAGAAAACUAGAUCAAAAUCUGAAGACACUGCCCUUUUCAAACAGCAUAGUCUUGGGUCUGAGAUGAACAAGGUCAUUAGCCAGUCGUGUAAUAAGCAGGUACUUAUAACUAAAAAUGCAAGUGAAUGCCGAGGCGAGCAGGAGAGCAUGGAUCAUGUUAGAGAUGGUGCUUCUGAUAAACACUGCAUGGCCCUGAAAUCACUGGGAAGCAGAGCAUCCAAGAGAAAGAAGACUGAGGAAGAAAGUGACCAUGAAGAAAACUGUCCCCAGACCUGUUUUGAUAAAGAAAAUACUUUCCCUUUUCCAAUGGAUAAUCAGUUUCCCAUGAAUGGGGACCACAUGAUGGAUAAACCUCUGGAUCUUUCUGAUCGGUUUUCAGUAGUUCAGCGUCAAGAGAAAAGCUACGGAAAUGAGACCUCUAAAAACAAACUUAAACAAGUUACCAUUUAUGAGGCUCUGAAGCCCACUCCAAAGGGCUCCUCCUCAGGCCGUAGAGCCUUGAGUGAAAGCUGCAUGGGAGCCAAAGAUGCCCCACAGGAGUCCUGUUUACAGGAGAGCACCCUCCAGUCCUCAAGUAAAUUCUCUCCGGACCAUAAAACACCAUUACAAAUCAAAGAAGAGAAUCCUGUCUUCAAAAUCCCUCUGUGUCCACAUGGAAGUUUGGAGACGGAGAAUCUUUUUGACAACAUGAAGGGAGCUGGUUCUCAUGAGCCAAUAAAAACUAAAAACAGGUCAGGCCCCAGAGGGUGUGAACUUGCAUCAGUUCUUCAGUUAAAUCCCUGUAGAAUCACUAAGACGAAGUCUCUGCAGAACCACCAAGAUGCAGCCUUUGAAAAUAUCCAGUGGAGUAUAGAUCCUGGAGCAGACCUUUCUCAGUAUAAAAUGGAUGUGACUGUGGUAGAUUCCAAGGGUGGCAGUCAGGCAAAAUUAGGAGGGGAGACUGUAGACAUGGACUGCACAUUGGUCAGUGAAACCAUCCUCUUAAAGAUGAAGAAGCAAGAGCAAAAAGGAAACAGUCCAACUGAAGAAGGGAAACUGAAUGACAGCUUGGAAGAUAUGUUUGAUCGGACAACACAUGAAGAAUAUGAAUCCUGUCCAGCUGAUGGUUUUCCCCAAGGAGUACAGGAAGAAGAAUUGUGUGUGGCCACAAAGAAACCCAACACACAUGGUGAUAAGCAAGAUAAACCCAAGCAGAAAGCAUUUGUGGAGCCAUAUUUUAAAGACUGUGAGAGGGAGACUAGCAUACAAAAUUUUCCUCAUAUUGAGGUAGUUCGGAAAAAAGAAGAGCGACGGAAAUUGCUUGGACACACAUGUAAGGAAUGUGAAAUUUAUUACGCAGAUCUGCCGGCAGAAGAGAGGGAACAGAAGCUGACUUCCUGUUCGCGACACCGGUUUCGCUACAUUCCUCCCAACACACCAGAGAAUUUCUGGGAAGUUGGUUUUCCUUCUACUCAGACUUGUAUGGAAAGAGGUUAUAUUAAGGAAGAUCUUGAUCUCUGUCCUCGUCCAAAACGGCGGCAGCCUUACAACGCAAUGUUCUCUCCGAAAGUCAAAGAGCAGAAGACAUAGAUGAAGAAAAAGCAGGAUAGAAGACAAUUGUUUCUCCAGUUUAGUUAUUUAUAGUUCAAGUUGGUAUUAAACAUUGAUUUUUUUGAUCUUCUGUAAAUUGAUUUAUAAACCAGUUUUCUAUUAAAAAUGUUUUUAAAUGGUAUUUACCAACUACACAACUGUUUAAAGUGUGGAUGUGUUAAUGUUGUAUUUUCUUGGUUUUGCACCUUUGAAUAAUAUGGUACUUCAUUUUGCACUCUGUUUAUUUACUGUGUGUGGUAAUUACAAUUUUGAAAAUACA
This is a messenger RNA of Jaculus jaculus (lesser Egyptian jerboa), 3408 nucleotides long. It is a transcript of the gene Rbbp8, whose product is annotated as RB binding protein 8, endonuclease. Gene Ontology annotation, biological process: DNA double-strand break processing involved in repair via single-strand annealing; double-strand break repair via homologous recombination. Gene Ontology annotation, cellular component: site of double-strand break. Gene Ontology annotation, molecular function: damaged DNA binding; flap-structured DNA binding; single-stranded DNA binding. The coding region runs from base 444 to 3128 and encodes 894 amino acids. The transcript is spliced from 19 exons. NCBI's taxonomy places the organism in Eukaryota, Metazoa, Chordata, Mammalia, Rodentia, Dipodidae. The record is from RefSeq and is a predicted model, not a curated record.